This is a messenger RNA of Olea europaea var. sylvestris, 547 nucleotides long. RefSeq names its product em-like protein GEA6. Gene Ontology annotation, biological process: response to abscisic acid. The transcript is spliced from 2 exons. Gene Ontology annotation, cellular component: cytosol. The record is from RefSeq and is a predicted model, not a curated record. NCBI's taxonomy places the organism in Eukaryota, Viridiplantae, Streptophyta, Magnoliopsida, Lamiales, Oleaceae. The coding region runs from base 64 to 336 and encodes 90 amino acids.
UCGUUAUCAGUUGAAUUUGUUCAAAGCAGUGAAAAUCACAUAGUUUUACUUAGGCAGUUAAAAAUGUCUUCCCAGCAAGAAAAAGCCGAGCUUGACGCCAGGGCAAAGCACGGUGAGACCGUGGUGCCGGGUGGCACCGGCGGAAAAAGCCUCGAGGCCCAAGAACACCUUGCUGAAGGGAGGAGUAAGGGAGGGCAGACGAGGAAGGAGCAGCUGGGAACUGAAGGAUAUCAAGAAAUGGGUCGCAAAGGCGGACUGAGCACUGGGGACAAGCCGGGAGAAGAACGUGCACGGGAGGAAGGAAUCGAGAUAGACGAGUCCAAGUUUAGAACUUAAAGAUGAAUCAUCUGAGUCUGUACUUUACUGAGUAGAACGUACUAGGUUUUCGAGUUUGUUAAUGUAGGUCUCGUCUGGCUAUAUAUAAGUGUGACUGUCCUGCUGUAUUUCGUUUGCAAUUUUUUCUUUUCGUAAGGUUUGUUGUAUAUAGAGUUUUCAGUGAUCCUUGUUUCGUUUGUGUUACUCACGUGGUACGAUAAUAUUGUUCAAA